CGUUCAAACCGAUGGCGCCAGAAGUUUGAGCUCUUUGACACCAUUUCCAUGGAGGCGCUGCUAGCUCACGCCGAGCAGCUGCCCAGCCUUUUAGCCGUGAGUCGCUCGGGUCUGGUGCGAGGCUGGGACGUGGCGACUUUGCAACGGGCUCUGGGUUGGGGCCGCUUUUUCCAGCAGUUCCACAGCCGCUUGCACUGCCAGCCAAGCCUCAAGGCCGCUUUAAAGAGACGUCUGUGCCGAGGACGUCGGUUCAGCCUGGGCCAUUUGAGGCGCUGUCCGGAGCUGCUGGGCUUGGCACUGCUGGAGAACCGGGCACUGCCUUCCACCGCCUAUCAGCGCCUGUUGCGGAGCCUCUUGCUCCCAGGAAGCCAGGACGAUGGCUCCUUCAUCCCUCUCCUGACCAGGCGCAGGGCUGCCGCUCAGCUUCUCUGCCUCCAUCUGGCGCCUCCUCCUGCGGCAACCGCUGGGCACCGGGUGACUCCAGAGCUCAGAGCCCAGGCUCAACUGCUGCUGGCGCGGCUGCAGGAGGAAGAGGAAGGAGGCGGCGUCCCUUCCUCCUCUGCCCUGCUGGACCAGCUCCCUUGCGGUCCCCUCCUCUACAGGGUGGUAGCGACGGCGUUGUUGGAGCCCCCCGGGGAAACAGAGGUCGCAACACUGCUGCUCCCUUGGUUGCUGCGGGGAGACCCAGCCCGCAUCUCUGCUUUCUGCCGCCUCUCGCCUGCCCCGUGGGUGACUUCGUUGUGUGGCCGCUAUCCUGAGCUGCGCGCCCAUUACUUCAGCCUCUUAGCCGCCUGGGGAAGCCGCCUGCGCUACGAUCCGCUACAAGGCGAGUGGAGAGUUGACGGCCUGGUAGAGGACCAAGUACCCUGGCAGGAGAUGCGGCAGCGAAUCGGCUGCUUUCUGCAGCAGCCAGAGCCUCUUCGCAACGAAAUACGGACCCAGCUGAGUCGCCUGAAAGCCCAAGAUGGGGGCUUCGAAGUCCGAGGCCUGAGCGUGUGGACAGACCUUCUGCUAGACGUGGAGGCGACGACCUCGGAUAACGAUGCUCCUUCGUCUGUUGUGAGCGCCUGAUUUGAAAAAACAAUAACUUAGGAACGUCUAGGGAGGAAAGCGCCUCACUCUUUUGUCAACUCCAAGGAAGACGGGUUUGCGGUCUUGAAAUCAAACGGCACAACUCCUGAGCUCCAGUGCAUUCAGUGUGUGUAAUUCUUUGAUCACCUGAGGGACUUUUGUGAAAGUGGAGCCAACACCGUGUUAACCCAGUUUUUCACUAGCCACAGCCAUGGCGCCACUGGGCACCACCUCCUCUUGCCUCACUGCUCCGAGAACGGCUGGACAGUGUGUUGGUGGUGCUCUCCUCUGAGCCCGUCUUCCCUUGCAAAGGAAGCGGAGCUUGGAGGAGAACACCUGUGAGUGCGCUCUUGGAGGAGCUUGGAGACUGCUUCUGAGAGUGCAGGGGAGGGCAGGUGCUGGCCUGGGGCGGCCAAGGCCCUAGAAUCGGGUUUCUUCAGCUUGCUUAGCACUUGAGUUCUCUUCAGUUGUCUACCUUCCCAAACAAAAAGGUUAACAUGAGCAGCAACCAAAUAAAUAAAUCUGUUUGCACUUUUCCAGAGAGUCAAAAAUUCUGUGCUGGAAGUAGCAUUCAAUUGGAUGCAACACAGUAUAAUAAAUGACUCCCUUCUGCUGCAUAUAUAAUAACUUCAUUUUGUUAAGACUUAAUUUUUUUCUCAUGGAGGACAAUUUAGUGGAAGAGAGUAAUUUGAUCUAACUAUAUUCUGUUAGUAUGUAUGACUGAGUUAGUGUGACUGAACCAAUUUAUAGACUUGGGCCUUAUGAACUUGCUUUCAUUUGGAGUUAUGUACUAAACUGCAUCUCAAAAAAGAAAGAAGAAAUUCUGCAAGAAAUUCUGUUAACAAUUUUUUUUUAUAAACAUUCAGUAAUUUGGUGUUGAUAAAUGUGGCUUUUCUGUGUAAGUGCUUGGACUUCUCACUAAGUUACCAGCAGCUUAAUUAGCUUUUAUAACUUCACAGAUUUGUAUCUUGGUUGCAUUUUCUUUAAUGAGAUCCUGUUUUAUAAGCCCCUGCUACAUUUAUUUACAUGCAAUUUGUUGUUUUCUAUCUGGACGUGCCUUAAUGUGCAGAAAUCUUUCACUUUGAUAGCAGUCUUCAUAUUCCCCUUUUCCCGCUGUUAUCACUUCCCUGUCAUUGUCGUGGUUGACCUUGAUAGAGAAAACAGAGGAACUGUCUAAGCAUAAGAAUGAUACCAAAAAGUUAAUCAGUUAUGAAGUUCCAGGGCAUGAUCUACCAAUAAAACAAUACAAGUGUAUUAACUUUUUAAAUUUUAUACUGGUCAUAUGUAAUAAAAAGGAGCGACUUUUUUAUUUCAGGUCAUAAGUAAUAAAAAGGAUCUACCAUUUUAAAGGCUUGCAUACUUAAUAUCUUUCCUGUAACAUAUUACCUUAGCAAUUUAAAACUAUCAUUCAUAUCAGGCCGUUAUUGGCAUCUCAGCAGCAGUGGCCUAUGUACACAUGUCCUAUAUACAGCAGCUUCUUCACCGAGUGGUUUGAAGCCUGUGGUAUUUGUAAUGAUUCUUAGAUUCAAUGAAAUUGGGAGAAAUAAGAUCCUUCAGUUGUGUUGCCUUGGUGUGCUAGUCAUCCUGAAGAGUAUCAAGUAUUUUUAGGAUUAUAGAUUUAUCUCUGUAAUGUUAUAUCAGCAUAAAAUAACCUUUUUAAAAUAUGGCUGUGGGGGAGUUAGGUGACCUGAUACACAGAAGUAAACUAACAUGGUAGCAUUUGUGAUUACUCGUGGCUUAAUGAUUUGUUAUCUUAUUGUUAAGUUGUUAAAACCACUUUGUUUUGUAAAGGAAAAAAUAUUGUCCACCCUCCCUGUAUGUACUGCUUCUACCUUGCUGACUGCUACUGAGUAAACUGUGUUCCAUGUUCCAUAGCCCAAGGAUGUUCAGAUUGCUGGAGUUGCAAUGUCAAAAAUAAAAGUAAUCAUCUUGAAGCUA
Molecule: messenger RNA, 3009 nt
Organism: Heteronotia binoei (common prickly gecko)
Lineage: Eukaryota; Metazoa; Chordata; Lepidosauria; Squamata; Gekkonidae
Gene: FANCF
Product: FA complementation group F
Exons: 1
Coding region: 49-1071 (340 amino acids)
Biological process (GO): interstrand cross-link repair
Cellular component (GO): Fanconi anaemia nuclear complex
Source: RefSeq, a predicted model, not a curated record